AUGGAGCCAAAAGACUCCAGAGUUCCAGACCCCCAGGACACCAGAGCCCCGUGGCCCCAGAACUCAGAGAGCCACAAGUCCUCAGAGACCCAGAGCCGCAAGAACCCCAAUGCCCAGACGUCUAGUGUAGAAAGACUCCCAGAGACCCAGAGCCCCAGCAUCCUCAAGGUCCCAGAUCCCUAUAAACCCAGGAGACCCAGAUCCCUAGAUGCCCCAAGGACCCAGAGCCCCAGGAUCCUCCAGUCUGCAGAGCCCCAGGAGUCCCUAGACCCUGAAGCCCCAGAGCUCAAACCCCAGAGCCCAGGAACUCCAACACCAGAGAAUCCCAGAGCAAUAGAGUCCCAGGAACCCCCAAGCCCCAUCUACCCCAGGUUCCCAGAUCCCCCGAACCCAGGAGCCCCGGUGCUCCAGGAGCCCCAAGGCCCCAAGACCCCAGGCCCCCAGAGGCUCCGGAGUGAAGAUUUCCAGAGUCUCAGGAGCCCUAAAGUCCAAGAUCCCUAUUAUACUAGAUCCCAGGAGUACCCGGAGCGCGAAAUCCCCAUAGCCCAAGAAGCUCCAGAGCCCAAGGCCACACAAUCCCAGAAGUCUAAAAGCCACAGGGCAACAGAUCCCGAGAUCCCAGGGUCCCUGGAGUUCCAAGACCCCCAGGAGCCCAUGAACACCAGAAACAGGAGCCCCAGGUUCCCAGAGCACCAAGGUUCCAGAGCCCUAGAGGGUCACAGAGGCCCAGAGGCCCAGGAGCCCACAAACCACAGAACCUCAAAUCCCAAUAGCCACAAGAGCCUAGCCACCGGAGCCCUGGAGCCCAAAGUACCCGAGGAACGACAGGACCCCAAAACUGAAGAGCCCCUGGAAAUCCAGAGUUCCAGAAGCCCCACAAUCCAGAGCCCCAGAACUCCAGGAGCCCCAUAG
Tachyglossus aculeatus (Australian echidna) is the source of this 912-nucleotide messenger RNA. RefSeq names its product protein PELPK1-like. NCBI's taxonomy places the organism in Eukaryota, Metazoa, Chordata, Mammalia, Monotremata, Tachyglossidae. The coding region runs from base 1 to 912 and encodes 303 amino acids. The transcript has 4 exons. The record is from RefSeq and is a predicted model, not a curated record.